Molecule: messenger RNA, 1356 nt
Organism: Caenorhabditis bovis
Lineage: Eukaryota; Metazoa; Nematoda; Chromadorea; Rhabditida; Rhabditidae
Source: the annotation of a GenBank genome assembly
AUGAACGUGCAUCAAGCAUUGGAAGAAUUAAUGCUAUCACAAUGCGGUGUCUGCGCUAUUAUGGUAACAGAUCAUGACGGAGGAGUUGUUUUGACUGUUGGAGAGAUUCCGCGCCAUAAGAAUGGUACGAUUGCUGGUCAUUUGAAUUCGGUUUCGCAAGGUCGAAAAAUUUUGCUUGGAAAACUGGGUAUGGCGUAUUACUUGUUCGAAUCAUCGCAGUUGGUUGUGCAUACAAUCGGAAAAUAUUACUUCUUCAUUUAUGCAACAGAGAAUUCGUGCACUGGUGGUUUGAUAGAUAUGCGCGAGAAACUGCUUCCAGUGACGAAGACACUUCAAAAAGUCUGUCCUGCCAUUGACGUGAGAAUGCUGAAUCGAAAUUGGGGAGCGUUCCUCUUCAGACAAAUAAUAUUUAUACGUAACCUACGGCAUCAUUUUACCCGGUUUAGGACUAAAACAUUACAAUACUCUUCAAAUUAUGUUCGAAAUGAUCGAAAAAUCUUCUGGACUUUCGCCUCUGUAGCCGGAUUUUCAUUCCAAAAACAUGGAAUCAGCGAUGAACGGAUUAAAGAAUGCGAGGAUUGCGAAUAUGAAUUUAAGAAUUGCAAAAAACCAGAUUGUGGAUGGGAAUUGUUGUACGAAGAACCCGACAUGCUUGCUUUUCGAAGACGAAUUGAUGGACCUUAUGAAAUGUACGAAUACAAAUGUGUUGGAACUUAUCGCGAUAUUAGUCCUCGAACAUUUCUCGAUGCACAAAAUGAUAUCAAUUACCGAAAAGAAUGGGACGAAAACAUCCUAAGCAUAGAAGUUGUUCGAGAAGAAGAUGAGAACGAGCUCAUCCGUUGGGUCUCGAAGUUUCCUUAUCCAUUGUAUCCGCGAGAAUAUGUCUAUGUUCGACGCACUUGGGUUUCGGAUGAUGAAAAGUAUGCGGUGAUUGAUAGUGAAGCAGUUCCGCCAGAAGUUUUCGCCAGCACAUCAAAGUACAAUGUCCGUGUUAGUUCGUAUUCGUCAAGAAUGUCUAUUCGGGCUCACAAGGAUUGGGAAUCGCAUGGAGUUGACUACAUUCUGACCUACGCCGACAAUCCGGAAGCCAAUAUUCCACGAUACGUCUAUAAUUGGAUGGUUAACAAAGGAGGGCCCUACUUCUUGCGGCAAGUUCAUAAAGCCGCUCGAGAAAUAGAAGCAUCCGGACGACAAGUUCGAUCGGCUACAGAAAAGGCGGUAAUUGGUAAGAACCGAAGAUUGGAGGAGCGAAAACGAAUACUCGCUGAACGACAAAUAACCGAAAAUACAAUACGCGAGGAAAAUUCGAAAGAGGACAUCCGGGUUGAGACGGGUCAAGCCCAGGAAUACGAAUAA